Molecule: messenger RNA, 6195 nt
Organism: Onychostoma macrolepis
Lineage: Eukaryota; Metazoa; Chordata; Actinopteri; Cypriniformes; Cyprinidae
Gene: zhx3b
Product: zinc fingers and homeoboxes 3b
Exons: 3
Coding region: 456-3728 (1090 amino acids)
Biological process (GO): regulation of transcription by RNA polymerase II
Cellular component (GO): nucleus
Molecular function (GO): DNA-binding transcription factor activity, RNA polymerase II-specific; DNA binding
Source: RefSeq, a predicted model, not a curated record
CACUGUGAUGAACUUCUCCGAAACUUUUUCAAACUCGUAUCUGACUAUUAAUGAAUUACUCGCUAAUACUAUCAGUACUGUAUUCACCACCACGCCGCUGACGCAAGCGGUCACGUGACGCUGCCGCUGGUUACGUGCAGCGUGAGUUUCUCUCGCAGUCUGUGUUUAACACACACUCACACACUCCACUGGACAUAAACAAGAGCGAAGGGCCUUUGUGCUGCACUCAUCCCUGACUGUAUCCUCCAGCGAUAGCUGAGUCCAGUCGUGUUUAUUGAGUGUGUGUCCGCGCGGGAUCGAGCGGACGCUCUGAUGCCUGAAACCUUUAAGGACAUUAAAUACUUAAAAUGAACUGAUGAUAAUGUCCAUCAACAAGUUCUCAGUGGAUGUUCAAUAAGAGUGGAUAACCAUCAUAAUUAAUCAGGACUCUCGCUGGAGACUAAGUAGACAGAAAUAUGGCUAGCAAGAGGAAGUCGACCGUUCCAUGCAUGAUUCCUGUAAAAGCCAUGCAUCUGCAGGAUGACUUUGAGCGGGACAGACUGUCCCCUUCAACCAAGGACAUUGGCUUUUCCGUAACAGAGGAAGCAAGUGGAAAAAGCAGUCAAAGUUUGGAUGAGUCCUCUGGGCAAGAAGCAGGUGAUACCCAUAAAGAUGACGGCAUUUACACUUGUAGGCCAUGUAACUUUGAGACCCAGGACCUAAAUCUUUUCCUUGAUCAUGUCUACAGUGGGCACCCAGAUUUCCGCAUUGACCCCUGUUUUCUUUGUGUGGAUUGCGGUAUAAGUGCUGCAAAAUUUGAGGGCUUGGCACUGCACAAUGCCCGUGUCCAUCCGAGUACAAUAAACACCACACUUCAGCUCAAAAAGAUGGACAAUAGAAUGAUAGUAGAGCAGAGUCUUUGCGUGGAGCAUUGUGAAAGCACUAGCUCUAAAGAAUCUGAGAUAUCCAUUACCAAGACACCAAUCAUGAAAAUGCUGAAGGGUAAAUCAGAACCCAAAAGGAUUGUAGUUUCCCACCCUGCAACCGAUGACCCUCCCCCCGUUAUUACCAAAGUAGUGGAGAAAAGUGAGUCUCCUGCUGUUACAGUCACUCAUGUGCCCACUAUUGUACACAAUGGAGCAGCCAGCAAAGUUGCCCUGCCAUCGGCCAUACAGAUUGUUAAUGGCUCAGGGGCUUUGCCGAUGCUGAAGACAGCUGUUACACAAGUCGUAUCUGUUGUGCAGAACAGAAAUCUCAAUCAACAAUCUGCUCCAAUCACGGUCUCCUCAUCCCACUCCUCUUCGGCAUCCUCAUCAAGUACUAAGAAUCUUCCAAAAGUAAUGAUCCCCCUGAGCAGCAUUCCUACUUACAACUCAUCCAUGGACAAUAGCAGUUUCUUAAAGACAUCCUUUAGCAAGUUCCCUUAUCCAACCAAGGCUGAGCUUUGCUACCUUACUGUAGUCACCAAGUAUCCCGAGGAGCAGAUCAAGAUCUGGUUCACAGCACAAAGGCUGAAACAAGGAAUCAGCUGGUCUCCAGAAGAAAUAGAAGAUGCCCGCAGAAAAAUGUUCAAUACAAUCAUACAGGCAGCACCUUCAAACGGCCAACAGCAACGUCAGACCCACCACACCACUACUCAACCAACUAUCACAGUUCUGGGCACAACCGGCAUCCCUCAUAUCUUACAAGGUAGCCUUGUUGGGCAAGGAGGGGUGAUUGUCACCCAGCCAAUGAUGGCUAAUGGAAUUCAGGUCAGCAGUGCCCCUGUUGCAUUAGCCGUAACACCUAAACCUCAGGCUGCUGCAAAGCCUACGAUGCAAGCCAGACCUGCCGCAGCCCUGGUAGCCGAUAAAGGAAUCAGCAUGGUUUUAGGCACAGUUGGUAGCAGCAGUAGUGGAAAUUGCAGUAGUAGCAGCAGCAGCAAUGCGAGUACGAGCAGUGGUUCAAGCAGUAUUAGUAGUACUAGCAGCUUAUGUAGCCAGGCUAGUGUAAUAAGUAUUGGUAGCAGCAGCUCUGCUAAGUCAAAUAGCAACAGUAAAGUUAAGGUCAAUACACCGGGUACUAAUGCCACUUGCAUUCAAAGCAACAGUAAGAUUGUGAAAAGUGAGGGUAAAGGCAAUUUUGAGGCUAAAAGCAACAUUAACAGCAAGAACAUUGUUUCAACUGCCAGUACCACUCCAACCACGACCUCGGCAUCUACGACUACAACAGAUAGUGCCGUACCAAGUAAAUCAGACUCUCCUAUCUCUAUGAACUCUCGUAUAUUCUCCAACACUAACUUCCUGGACCCAAACUUUAACAAAACCAAAAAGUCCCAGGAACAGCUGGCAGCCUUAAAGGAGAGCUUCCUUGUUAGUCAGUUUCCUAAUCAAGAAGAAGUAGACCGACUUAUAAGCCUAACUGGUCUGUCUGUACGCGAAGUGCGGAAAUGGUUCAGCGACCGCCGCUACCACUUCCGGAAUCUGAAGGGUUCAAGGUCAAGUGGUGGAGGUCAAACUGUUACUAGUGGUAGCAUUUCCCAACUGGAUACUCUUGUUGCUGUGGACCUGUCCGAAAACAGUUCACCCCCAGAGAGGCCCAAAACUCCCCAGCAGUCACCUCUCAGCCCCUCACAGACAUCAUCCCCACCAACUCCAACACGGCGUCCUCCACGACCCCCAUCGCCAGAUUUCACGGCGAUACGGUACAAAGAGCGAGACCCCCACCAGGUUCGUGCUUUGGAGGCCAGCUUUGCACAGGACCCAGAUCCAUCUAGUGAAGAAGUUGACCGGUUAAGAGCAGAAACAAAGAUGACUCGCCGUGAGAUCCACGGUUGGUUUGCUGAGCGACGGAGGAGGGUAGCAGCAGAGAAGAAGAAAGAGGAAGCUGAGAGGGCAGAAAGGGAAGAUGAUGAUCUGGUGGGAGAAGCAGAGGAGCAUGGAAUAAACAAGGAAGAAAUCGGCAAUGAGGAGACCCAUGAAGCUGAAGAUUCCUGCAAGGAAACACAAGACGACAAAGAUGAGAAACAGAAGGAUGAGACCGGUACUGAGCCGAAAGUUAACCCUAUCAAAAUCAAUCUCAAAAUGCUGAAAGUUACUGAAUCUAAUGGAAAAGGUGAACCAGAGAGCAGUCAAUUGAAUGAGGCUACCAAGGUGGCACAAUCUAUCUCUCAGACAACUGUUCCUCAGACCUCCCCAUACCGAGGUAAGAAGACGCCCGAACAGCUCCAUCUGCUGAAGCAAGUCUUUGCACGCACCCACUGGCCCAGUAGUCCCCAGUACAAUGAGCUAAUAACUAAAACGGGCCUAUCACGACCAGAGGUGGUACGUUGGUUUGGAGAUUGCCGCUAUGUCCUGAAGAAUGGUCAGCUCAAGUGGCUUGAGAGCUACCAAACCAUGGUAGACGAGGAAGACUUCCAGAAAGAUAGCAUUGGUGUCCUAAAGGAGCACCUAGACAAACAUGGGAAACUAGAUGAGACUAAGUUGGAGGAGAUUGUCAAAUCAAGUGGGUUAGGUGAGGAAUCAAUCCGGCGGUGGUUUGCAAAUAAGACGCCACUUUUAUUGGAGGAAAGGAACUCUGAGAGCCCAGGAGGUGUGAUGACUGAAGAAUCAUCAUCAUCUGCAACCCCAACUGAAGCUGCUCCAGCAUCACAGCAUGCAGACCAUGAAGAUGUAAAGGUGGAGCAGUCAGGAAGCAGCCUAAUCUCUAAGGAUCAAACCACGAAGUCAAUAGUUGAGAUAUCAACAAAUCCUAAACAAGAGUCUGACUGAAGAGGAGAGUGGAUGUAUGAAUGAAUGUGAAGCGAUAUCAGCCCAUGGGAUUACAGCACGUGGUCUUUAAUUGAAGGCUUUUUUUAAACAAAUGACAGAUUAUACUUUAACAGGAGCACUGGAUAACAUCUCUGCAAAAAAGAACUCUUCCCCCAAUGAAUAUUCCCUUUUUCUCCAAGAGUUACUAGCUGUCCCACUGUUCAAGACAUGGUGUGGAUUAUCAAAGGUCAGGAUGCACCCCUUCACCAGCCAGCUGCUUUUUCUAUUUGGAUAGGAUAGAGGGGAAAACAGACCUUGUCUUUGUGAUGUGACAGACCCAAGAUGAAGUCCAUGGAGAAGUUUUUCUUGGAUGUGUAUUUCCUAACUUUUUCUUCUGGGGAGGAAUUACCAUUUUUAGGGGAUUUAAGGUGGUACGAAGCGCAAACUGCACAGCUCUCAUUGAGCCCUUUUGUAUUUCUUAAAAUAUGACUGACAAUUGCACCUCAGAGAGGUUGAGUUAUAUGCUGUAGGUGAGCAUCAAUACCACGGCACAAUUUUUUUCUUUUUCUUUUCUGAAAUGUCCUUGAAAGUAAAAGAAUCCCAUAAAAUCAUGAUUAUUUGUGUCAAAACAGAUUCACCAGUGUGAACACUUAGGCUUGUAUGAUUUUUACAAAUAUUAUUUGCAGAAUAAAUUUAAUUAAAAAAUGGUCAUUGAAAAGAAAAACCAUCACCUUUUCAUUGUUGAAUAAGUACUUUAUUCUCAGGCUUGAUUAUGUUUCAUAUGAAAAGCAAAAUUAAAACGUAUACUUCCUCCAAUAUAGCAUAGGCACAUUACAGAAAAGGCUUGGUUCGUAAAUAAGAACAUUGGUAACAAAACGCUGAUGCAAGAAAGCAUAGAAAAAGGCAUACAUGUCCAACAGGGAAUCUUUUGUUGAUGUAUAUAUGUAUACAUACACCAAGGCACAUGAAAGAUGAUGCAAGAAAACAGCAGAAACUAAUUUACAGACUGGAGAAGGGCUACUGAACUACAAGGAAAGGGAUUAACACUGAAAACAAAUUGAGGGAAUGUUGGCUAAUUAGGAAUAAAUGUAAGGGAACUUGAGCGAAUAACCUCUGAAGGAGUUUGGCCUUGUCUUUUCCUCUCAAAGCUCAGGAAGUGAUUAUGGUCCCUGUGUCUUUCUGUAAUAUUUCUAGAUUGCUAGUAUAGAUCUAGAUUAUUCUGGAGAAAGAAAAAAAGAGGAAUGACAGAAUUUAUGCAUGCAUCCAAAGGCGCAAGCUGGUUGCUUCAAUUGCACAUCCCUCCAUGUUAAAAUGCCCCUUGUUUACAAUUUUCAAAUUAGUUAGUAUUCCUGUAUAUGCCCAGUCUGGGGAAAAUGAGGAGUAAAUUCUGGAGCAUCUUUCAGACUCUGAGCUGUCAUGCACAGAACCAAAUAAAUACUGUGACAAUACUGCCAUAACGUAGUAGCCACAAGGCAAAAAAAAGAGGGGAAAAAAGGCAAACAAGUUCUCCAUAGUCACCCUGCUCCAUAAAAACACACCUGGACCCCAUGGCCAAACGGAGAGCCAGGUAAAGCAUCAGUGAUGGAAAAAUAAUGCAACAGCAUCACAAUGGCUUCUGUAUAUGGCUGUUAAGACACUAAAUGAUUCUCAGAACUAGAUGGCAUGUGUAUGUGUGCAGUUCGGUAACAUCUCAACCUCUACUGGCUAAACAAGAGAACUGCAUGAAACGUAGCGCUACAAUAAAUAUGGCCUUGUUUUUACUGUACAUCAACUGUAAAUACUGAGGUUUAGCAGUCUUAGCCUGUUUAUCAAUCAAUGACAAUCUGUAUUAGGGCAAUACUACGGCAUAACACAAAACUAAAUGACAGCUUGGCACAAGGUAUACAUAUAAAGAAAGACUGACCAAAAUGCCUUUACUCCUGUUCACAGAAGAAGAAAAAAACAAAUAUCCAUAAUAUUUUCAGAAUUAUUCAACGCUCGGGGUGUUCUACCAACCCAAUAAACUGAGACAGACUUAUUUUGGUCCCAAUUUUUUGUAUAAACCACCUGCACAGUCUACCUUUGGCUUUCUUUAAACAGACAUCACGGUUAACACACUACUAAAUCAUACAUAAAAUGUCCUCCCUAUUUUGAUCUGAGACUUCUCAAUUGCUAACGUGGAGAAACAGUAAUUGAUAAAAAUCACAGAAAUGGUGUUAUAGGGAUAAAACGUUCGGAAAUGAGAUGGUCCACGUUCUGUAAACUAAAUAAAACACAACAUUUCUGAUGCUCCCGUAGCCUGAAAACCCCACCUGAGCUGUUUGUGAAUUAAAGUCCACCCGUGCAGAAUGGCAAAACAUAAAACAAGGAGAGUGAUAUUGCUCUCUGGUCACUUGAUAACGUCGUAGCUAUUUUAAAACAAAAUAAAGGUUGUUAAAUGUCGAAGAACGAUGCUCAGACAGCGACUGCUUCAAUGAGAUCUCCCAUACUGCCACCUGCCUGUCCAAAA